AUGAACCGGUCGACUUUUGACAUUCAGCCCGUCAACCGCUUCGUCGGUUCGAAUACCACGAUUCGGCGGCCACGAGAAAUUGCGUGCUUUUCUUAUGAUGAUGACCACCGCUUCUCGCUGGGGGAGUCAUCCCUACGGUAUUACUACCCGCCGAGUCUGCCAGCAGACUUGAAUCUGGGCUAUAAUACGUUCCAAAAGCUGAACGAUGCCCCGGAUGAGCACUUGGAUGCGCUGCUGGAGACGAUUAUCGCCCUGGAGAAAGACACGCAAAAGAGAUGCGAGGCUGAUAUCGUCACUUGGAGAGGAAUGAUGACCAAGAUCUUGACUGCUCCUUUUGACAUGAUGAAUGGCUUUGAAAUGAACGCGACCCGUUUUCAGGUAGGAAGAAGCCCCCUUUGUGCUCACCCUCUGACAAUUCAUCUGACCAACAUAUUUAUCGAAGAGGACAAUGUCUACAAAAACGAGCAGAAGGAGCUCCAGCGUAACCAGAGGAUGCCGCCUGGCAUGGCAUCCCAGGAAAUGAUGAUGUAUUGGGGCUACAAGUUUGAAACCUUGUCUGUUCUGCGAGAGCCUUGGGAUUCGAGCUCGCGCGAAGAGAUUGAAAACCGACCAAACGAGGUCGUCAACAAUGGCGCGCAGUAUUGUUCGGUUGCCCGCACCGGAAUUGGGAAUGUGCGCAUGAUCCUCGGCGGCGAGGUUGACGCCGUUUGGGACUGCAAGCCGGAACGCAAAGAAGACCCCGUCCAUUGGGUCGAGCUCAAAACAUCCGCGGAGAUCCGCAAUGAUCGUGAUAUGCUGAAGUAUGAGCGCAAGUUGCUGAAAUUCUGGGCCCAGUCUUUCCUCCUCGGCGUGCCCAAAAUCAUCGUGGGAUUCCGUGAUCCGCAAGGCAUUGUACACCGCUUAGAGGAGCUGGACACUGCCAGUCUCCCGGGCAAGGUGAAGAAGUUGGGCAAAGGGACCUGGGAUGGGAACAUCUGUAUCAAUUUCGCCGCAUCAUUUCUCGAAUGGCUGAAGCAGACCAUCCAACAGGAUGGGACGUGGAGGAUCCGGAAACGAGAGAAAUCGCCGGUCAUUGAAGUAUUCCAGACCGAGGAGCAGGGACAUGGCGAUAUUCUCUCAUCGACAUUUAAGAGCUGGCGAUCAGGUUGA
Messenger RNA from Penicillium alfredii, 1149 nucleotides. Its product is annotated as DXO/RAI1 family decapping nuclease. Gene Ontology annotation, cellular component: cytosol; nucleus. Gene Ontology annotation, biological process: NAD-cap decapping; nuclear-transcribed mRNA catabolic process. The coding region runs from base 1 to 1149 and encodes 382 amino acids. NCBI's taxonomy places the organism in Eukaryota, Fungi, Ascomycota, Eurotiomycetes, Eurotiales, Aspergillaceae. The transcript is spliced from 8 exons. The record is from RefSeq and is a predicted model, not a curated record. Gene Ontology annotation, molecular function: mRNA 5'-diphosphatase activity.